AUGUCUGCCAACAUCAAGACCGUUCCUACCGCCGAGUUCGAUGCCGUGAUCCAGACAGCCAACAAGUACACCGAUGGCUUGCGCUCUGGCAGCUCCGAGACUGUUGCGCAAGCGUUCCACAAGGACGCCAUCAUGUACGGCUUCAUCAACCCUCCUAAGCCCGAUAUGCUCGCAGGCCCCAUUGGCAACCUCUUCACUUUUGUUCGUGACAAUGGCAGCGCCCCCAGUAUUAAGACCCACAACGAUGUGCUUGCUAUCACUCAAACGACCGCUGUCGUCCGCAUCGACAUGGAAGGUGACGCCUCGGGUGCCGACUAUACCGACUUCCUCACUCUCAUCAAGAUCGACGGUCAAUGGCAGGUUGUUGCCAAGGUUUUCCACAAGUACGUCUAA
This is a messenger RNA of Penicillium hordei, 393 nucleotides long. RefSeq lists its product as uncharacterized. The transcript has a single exon. The coding region runs from base 1 to 393 and encodes 130 amino acids. The record is from RefSeq and is a predicted model, not a curated record. NCBI's taxonomy places the organism in Eukaryota, Fungi, Ascomycota, Eurotiomycetes, Eurotiales, Aspergillaceae.